Gadus chalcogrammus (walleye pollock) is the source of this 3195-nucleotide messenger RNA. RefSeq lists its product as uncharacterized. Gene Ontology annotation, cellular component: ESCRT I complex. The coding region runs from base 906 to 2750 and encodes 614 amino acids. Gene Ontology annotation, biological process: ubiquitin-dependent protein catabolic process via the multivesicular body sorting pathway. The transcript is spliced from 6 exons. The record is from RefSeq and is a predicted model, not a curated record. NCBI's taxonomy places the organism in Eukaryota, Metazoa, Chordata, Actinopteri, Gadiformes, Gadidae. Gene Ontology annotation, molecular function: ubiquitin binding.
AUUAGACUGUUCUGCUGUUCUGCUCCAGAGCCGUCAUUCAAUUAAACUUAAUUCGCCAUUUAUACAGAUACUAGGAAUUUGAUUUGGUCUUCUCCAUGCAGGAAACACACAGUAAAACAGAAAGACAAAAACACAAGGACGAACAGUACCGUUAUGAGCAAUAAAUUAAUAGGAAUGAAGAUGGAGAAUAAAUUUAAAGUGCAAUGGUGUCCAAGUUUUAAGAGUUAUUUAGGAGGGCCAUUGCUUGGGGGAGAAAACUGUGGAGGUGAUGUUUUGGACAUAAUAGCCCUGUACCGCUUUCCAGAGGGGAGAAGAUUAAACAGACUAUUGGCAGGAUGGGAGGGGUCAGCCGCAAUCUCCAGAGCUCGGUUAAUGGUCCUCGAGGUGUGCAUCCAUUGCAGCUUCACAAUCUCAGGGAUGCUGUCUGUUUCAAUGAGUCCCUCUGCAUUCCCUUGCAUCCAAUGUUAGAGAGCCUGCUGAUGAUUAACUCAUGAGAAUUCCCAAAGAAGUUUACAUUUCUAAUUAAUAAAUCAAUGUUUUUAUGAUUCCCCUUUAUAUCAACGUAAAUAUGAAGGCUGCUCAACACUGAUUUUGGUGUGAAGAGGAACACACUUGGUGAGGUAAACAAGUGCUCAUGAGGGGUUAGGGGCUUAGCGAUUGGAGAGAUUAAUCCCAUGAGAUAAUGUCUACGCAUUACUCGGUCUCCACAUGUCAUGCUGCGGACGACAACUUCAGGACUCACUCAAAGGUGCGUGCUCAUUCAACACAUAAUCACAAAUGCUGCUUGGUGUUGCUGGCUAAAAUGAGACCUUUUGCUGUGAUGUGCUGAGGUGAUUUUAGCUUGGCUGUCCUGCUCCUCUCAUGCAGACUGAGGACCGGUUCGUUAAGGCAGCGUAUUCCUAACGAUGAACAGUCUGGAAGGCGUUUCGUUUCAGACGCCCGCCGGCUCACUAGGGGUGACCCGGAGCCAGCUUGCACCGGCAGGGAAGCCAGACUUCCCAUUCCCCGAUUGCCGUCAGAUACUGCGAGACACCAAGUACGACUUUGCCCUUGAACGCCGGGUGCUGAUUGGCUACGAGCCUGGCUAUCAAAGAAGAGAAGCAUGGCCCGCCUCCCUGGUGCAAAGGCUCCCCAAGCCUCCGUCCUGCCCUCCGUUCUCCAUGAUGUUCAGCGGCCUUCAGGAGGGCUCCUGGGCCGGUCCGAGGAGGAGCGACCAGCGGGACCAAGGCCCUCGGCCCCGGAGCCACAGCCUGAACGCCGCAGACAUCCGGCGCCUGCACCCCCGCACGGCCCGCUUCCGCAUCCUCAACCCCGACGACGAGGCCGGGUACUCGGAGGACGACGAGGGCUCCUCCACCGACGACGGGGUCCGCUGCUUUGUGGUCAGAGAGCGCUCCAGCAGCUGUUCCCCAAAGGACACGCCCCCCAGAUUCAGGGAGCUCCACGCCGGCUCCUCUGCGCCGCAUUGUAAGCACCAGGGCCAGGCCCGGCCGCUGUCUGCCUCCAGCGGCCGCAGACAGCCGGCGCUGGAGCAGAGCCUGCACGGCAGCCCCCCCUGUCCAGGGGGGAAGCACUGCAGGAAGAAGCAGGCCUCCCUGGGCUCCGUCAACAAGAAGUACGCAGCCGGCGGCGGAGCGCAGUCCGUCUGCGGCUCUCAGGUCAGGCCCCAGCAGCCGAGGCCGUCCUCCGCGGGAUCGACAGUCAAGAGCCACAGAAGAGAAGCAUGGCCCGCCUCCCUGGUGCAAAGGCUCCCCAAGCCUCCGUCCUGCCCUCCGUUCUCCAUGAUGUUCAGCGGCCUUCAGGAGGGCUCCUGGGCCGGUCCGAGGAGGAGCGACCAGCGGGACCAAGGCCCUCGGCCCCGGAGCCACAGCCUGAACGCCGCAGACAUCCGGCGCCUGCACCCCCGCACGGCCCGCUUCCGCAUCCUCAACCCCGACGACGAGGCCGGGUACUCGGAGGACGACGAAGGCUCCUCCACCGACGACGGGGUCCGCUGCUUUGUGGUCAGAGAGCGCUCCAGCAGCUGUUCCCCAAAGGACACGCCCCCCAGAUUCAGGGAGCUCCACGCCGGCUCCUCUGCGCCGCACUGUAAGCACCAGGGCCAGGCCCGGCCGCUGUCUGCCUCCAGCGGCCGCAGACAGCCGGCGCUGGAGCAGAGCCUGCACGGCAGCCCCCCCUGUCCAGGGGGGAAGCACUGCAGGAAGAAGCAGGCCUCCCUGGGCUCCGUCAACAAGAAGUACGCAGCCGGCGGCGGAGCGCAGUCCGUCUGCGGCUCUCAGGUCAGGCCCCAGCAGCCGAGGCCGUCCUCCGCGGGAUCGACAGUCAAGAGCCACAGGCAGAAGACCCUGAGAGUGGUGGGACCUCGCGGGGUUUCCUUCGACCAUUCCGAGGAGCUGCUGUCGGCCCUCAGCGAGGACGAGCGAGAGCUGCUGGGGGCCGUCACGACGAAAGGCUUCCCGCUACGCAAGGCCAUCCUGGCCCUGCAGAAGACGGCCUACCGGAACCCCGAGCAGAUCCUGAGUUACCUGGGGGCCACCAGUCAUCUGUGUGAGUUGGGAUACGAGGAGUCCCAGGUAGAGGAGGCCCUUGAGAUGUUCCAGAACUCUGAGAGCAAGGCUUCCGAGUUCCUGAGAGUCCUGACCCAGUUUCAGGAGAUGGGCUUCCAGCAGAGCGCUAUCAAAGCGGUUCUCCUGGUCCACGAGAACAACCGUGAGAGGGCUCUGGAGGAGCUCAUGACUCACACAGCCUAACACAAACCCCCCUGAAAUGAAAGCAGAUCCCCCCCAUCUGCUUUCAUUUCACAAAGGAAUGACCCCUUUUGGUCGGUCCCACUCGGAAUUCUGAGAGUAUACCGAGUUGCUAAAUGCUCUAAAUGUAAAUGUGAAUAUGAGUAAAUUUAAAUGUAAAACUCUUAAUGAAUGUUAAAUGCUUACUGUUUAGACAUUUUGACUAGAAAUAGGGAUUUUGAUUGUUCCUGACUAAUAGUCAAAUUUUAGAGGUGUUGAUGUGUACCAAGCUUUUGAUAAUUGCGAUAAACUUUUUGUUUCAUCUUGAAAUAAAGGGAAUGAUGAACACCUGCUUUAAUUCUUCAUGGAUGUCCAGUUGACGUGCACACUUUACACUUUAUAAACCACAAUGUCUUUGUGUAGGGAUGUUAUUGUGUGUAUUGUGCUGAACACUAGACACUGACUGGGU